GCGACAUGAUGCAACCAUGCUCCUUCCAGCUUGACAAUGGCAGGUUCCACCUUCUUUCUUCUUGUGACAUUCAUUUUCUACUCCUCCUGCUGCAUUGAUUUUGCUGCACCAGCUACUAAUCCUUUACCGAAAUUUUCAGCCCUCUUCUGCUUUGGUGAUUCUAUUUUGGAUACUGGCAAUAACAACUAUAUCAAGGCACUAUUCAAGUCUGAUUAUAGACCUUAUGGUCAAGACUUCCCGAAUGGCAUUCCGACAGGAAGAUUUUCUAAUGGAAGACUUAUUCCUGACAUGUUAGCUUCCGUUCUUGAAAUCAAAGACACUCUUCCUCCAUUCCUGCAACCUAAUCUUUCAAACGAAGAUCUCAUUACUGGUGUUAAUUUCGCAUCAGCUGGAUCAGGAUUCGAUGCUAAAACAAAUGCGCUUACAAACGCUAUUUCAUUUUCAAGGCAAAUUGAUUUGUUCAAGGACUAUGUAGCAAGGCUUAAAGGAGUUGUCGGAGAAGAGAAGGCUAUGCAAAUAAUCAACGAUGCUGUAAUAGUUGUAACAGGUGCCACAGAUGAUUAUGUUUUCAAUAUAUUUGACUUUCCUACUCGAAGAUUUGAGUUCACUCCAAGGCAGUACGGAGAUUUCCUACUCAAUAACUUACAGAACAUCACCAAGGAAUUAUACAGUCUUGGGCUCCGGGCGAUGCUUGUAUUAGGGCUUCCUCCAGUUGGCUUCCUACCCUUUCAGACGAGUAUAAGACUUGCCAAUCCAUUCGCACUGAGAUAUAGCUUAGAGGAGCAGAACGAAAUUUCUGCAGAUUAUAAUCAAAAGCUUAUUGGCACAUUAAGUCAACUGCAACAGACUCUGCCGGGGAGUAAGAUUGUCUACACCGACGUCUACGAGAUAAUAGAGGACAUGGUCACCAGUCCUCAAAAAUAUGGUUUUGUGGAAACAAAAGACGUAUGUUGUGGAAGUGGGCUAUUGGAACAAAAUCCUUCGUGCGAUCCAUUCACUCCACCAUGUCAACAGCCUUCCAAGUUCUUAUUUUGGGAUAGGAUUCAUCCCACUUUAGCAGCCUAUCACUACAUUUUCAAUUCCUUAGUGCAGAAUGUUCUUCCCAAAUUCCUCUAAUGCCAAUGCCUUGUUGAGAUCUGUACUCGUACAGAAUAAGUCUUGUAUUUUUUGCAAUACAUGCAUAAUUAAUAUAACUCGACUUAUAAUCCUA
This is a messenger RNA of Ricinus communis (castor bean), 1210 nucleotides long. Its product is annotated as GDSL esterase/lipase At2g31550. Lineage: Eukaryota; Viridiplantae; Streptophyta; Magnoliopsida; Malpighiales; Euphorbiaceae. The coding region runs from base 37 to 1116 and encodes 359 amino acids. The transcript has 3 exons. The record is from RefSeq and is a predicted model, not a curated record. Gene Ontology annotation, molecular function: hydrolase activity, acting on ester bonds.